Molecule: messenger RNA, 1821 nt
Organism: Microthlaspi erraticum
Lineage: Eukaryota; Viridiplantae; Streptophyta; Magnoliopsida; Brassicales; Brassicaceae
Source: the annotation of a GenBank genome assembly
AUGUCCGGUAAGCGAGCAAACGAAGCCCAUGGAGGAUUUGGAGUGUCUAAUGGCCCGAGCAGCAGCGCCAAAGGCCUUGAUCGAAUAGAGAAGAGGCCUAGUAAUGUUUGGAGCUUUCCUUGGUACAAUGUCGGCCCAUACACGACGUGGAGAAGAAGGCUCGGCUCAUGGAAACUUUCCUUUUUCAGCAUGAAGAAAACCCUACUCGAUCCCCAUAUAUACAUGUUUUUAGCCGCUGAGAAAGAGUCGAGGUUACAAGAGGAACCAGCAUUAAGAAGAUCAACUCGUGAGAGGAGAUCUGCUAUUUCUGAUGACUACAUGCCUUAUCUCAUAGAAUCUGGGGGAGGGAGCAUUAAAGACCCGGUUUCUUAUUCACAAGCCAUGAUAGAUGUUAAUUCUGAUAAAUGGAUUGAUGCCAGUAAUGAUGAAAUAGACUCAAUGGUUAAGAAUGAAGUUUGGGACAUUGUUCCAUUGCCUGAAGGACACAAAGCAGUUGGGUGCACUGCACUCUUGGCUAUGUGUAUCUCCUUGACGGAGGUGCCAUCUAAUGGAAAAGCCAGAAAGUCGCAGUUGAUUUACACAUCCACUAUCGAAGCUGAUUGUGCGGUGUGCGAAGAACGGAUUACACAACUUGGUGGCUCCUUGGGAAAAUUGCAUGGCGAAGUCGCCUCAAUCAAGGCUGGCUGCGAGAGCAUGUCAUCGCGACUUGGCGUUUUGGAGAAACAGAUGACAUCAAUUGCUGAAACUCUUUCACGCAUCGAAGCUAUUUCUUUCUCAGGUUGUGGUCAAGACAAAGGAAUCUCUUUGUCAUCACUUUCUCUACCUCAGGUACCUAGUGCUCUUCCUGUGACUGAUGGAACUACUAGAUGGAUAGGUUAUCGGAGAAUAUUUGGUGCUAUUGAGAAUCAAGAAAGUAUGUUAAAAAACGUGGAGAUGCCUGUGUUUGAUGGUCGUUUGCCGUAUGGUUGGAUCUCUAGAGUAGAAAGAUUUUUUCAAUUAGGUCACUAUGCAGAGAAAGAAAAGUUGGCAUUGGUUGCUCUGCAUCUAGAGGGAUCAGUGUUGAAUUGGUUUUACGGAGAGAUGGAGAAAGCACCAAUCUCUAACUGGUCACAAUUUAGGAACAGAUUUCUUGUUCGAUUUGCACCGGUCAUGAGUUGCUCUCCACCAGUAGUGCUGAUGACAAAGGAAUUAAUUCCAGUGAUUAGUCAAGAGGAAGAAACAAGAACAGAGACAAAACUGAUGCAGAGAAAGGAAUUAAUGGAUGGAUUGCCAUCACAAUUUGGAUAUUUUUUGGAUUAUAUGCACUCUAAUUUUGUCAGUGAUGAUCUGCCUCAAGAAGUAUACAUGUUACCAGUGAAAAACGAGCUGGAAUUGGCACUACAAUCAUCAUGUAUACCGACCAAACCUUGCCCAUACAAAUCAUUCGAAAACCUGCUGCUGAUGCUGUUACAAAGAGAGAAGCAACAAGGUAUGCAGAAAAAAAUUCCAAAGACAUGGAAAUUUAAGUAUAAAGGACGUACAAGGCAAAGAGACAAGACAGCUACUACACAACAAGUUGGGUACAACUUGGAACGUGAAAAGAAGGAUUCAAAGAUUCAAAGCAUUCUGGGACAGUGGAGAACAAAAGGAAGUCACAUUCCUAGUUUUCUGCAGUUUAUUAUGAUGAGAUCUUAUUGUUCUAUUGGUGGGAAAGACACAAAACUGCUAAUUAUAAGACUACUUCAACUCUCUUUCUUGCAUCAACAUGGGGCAGUGAUUCUUUGUAUGUUUCCAGGACUAGUUGAUUGGGUUAGUCUGAUUCAAGGAGAAGCUUUAACUUGA